Anoplophora glabripennis (Asian longhorned beetle) is the source of this 634-nucleotide messenger RNA. RefSeq names its product sushi, von Willebrand factor type A, EGF and pentraxin domain-containing protein 1-like. The coding region runs from base 82 to 603 and encodes 173 amino acids. NCBI's taxonomy places the organism in Eukaryota, Metazoa, Arthropoda, Insecta, Coleoptera, Cerambycidae. The record is from RefSeq and is a predicted model, not a curated record. The transcript is spliced from 4 exons.
AAAUGUAAUAAGCUACCUCAAACAAAGUUUGGAAAAACAACGCCAAAUUCGUGCAAUUUUGGAAGGCAAGAGUUUGGAAAGAUGUGUAUAAUAACAUGUAACGAUGGAUUUAAAAUUAUAGGUCCAUCAGAAAAACGAUGUAUGAGUCAUGGUACAUGGAAUAGUAAAUUUGAGGAUACUUAUUGUAUAGAUGUAGUACCUCCGAAACUGGAAUGCCCACAAAAUAUAACUACAAAUACUUUAUUUGGAAAAAAGUAUGGACAGGUACACUGGCAACAUCCACAUGUAACAGAUAACUCUGGUCUCGAAGUUCUGGUAUGGGUUAAACCAGCAAUGAAUAAUAUAUCAGAUUUUAAAUUUCAAAUUGGUAAAACACCUGUGAUAUAUUUUGCACGAGAUGCUUUUCAUAAUACUGCAAAAUGUAGAUUCUUUGUUUUAGUUGAAGAUAAUGAAAUGCCAUUAAUAGAGAAUUGUGUAAAUCCUCCACCUUUUCUAACAGGCGACUCGAAUGGAUCUAAUAUUACUUGGGAAGAGCCUUACAUUUAUGAUAACUCACAGGAAGUUAAGGUAAAUAAAUACGAAAUAAAAUUAACCAGCAUUUAGAGUUUUUACGUGUUUCAAUAUGUUCAUAUCU